This is a messenger RNA of Oncorhynchus gorbuscha (pink salmon), 377 nucleotides long. RefSeq names its product progonadoliberin-3. Gene Ontology annotation, molecular function: hormone activity. The transcript is spliced from 4 exons. Gene Ontology annotation, cellular component: extracellular region. Gene Ontology annotation, biological process: multicellular organism development. The coding region runs from base 13 to 261 and encodes 82 amino acids. NCBI's taxonomy places the organism in Eukaryota, Metazoa, Chordata, Actinopteri, Salmoniformes, Salmonidae. The record is from RefSeq and is a predicted model, not a curated record.
ACGGACACUUCCAUGGAUCUUAGCAGCAAAACGGUUGUGCAGGUGGUGAUGUUGGCGUUGAUAGCUCAGGUCACUUUCUCUCAGCAUUGGUCGUAUGGGUGGCUACCUGGAGGAAAGAGAAGUGUUGGGGAGCUGGAGGCCACCAUCAGGAUGAUGGACACAGGUGGUGUAAUGGCUCUUCCUGAGGAGACAGAUGCCCAUAUCCCAGAGAGACUGAGACCAUAUGAUGUAAUGUCGAAGAAACGGAUGCCGCAUAAAUAAAGAACAGUGAGAUAAUUCUUCACAAAAAGCAAGAAGACAGCGAUGAUGGAGCAUUCAAGAACAGUUCUGUCCAUUUCCAACUAAGAUCACAUUUAGAUUGAUGUAAUUUACUUGAA